Messenger RNA from Diabrotica balteata, 1458 nucleotides. The record is from the annotation of a GenBank genome assembly. NCBI's taxonomy places the organism in Eukaryota, Metazoa, Arthropoda, Insecta, Coleoptera, Chrysomelidae.
GAACUGGAACCAAAAGUGCCCACUUGUAGUCCAAGUUCUGUAGGCGGAAAGGUAGAGACUCAAUACCUAGGAGGUAGCGAUAUAGUUAAAGGUGGAGAAAUUACAGUAAUUCAGUAUGGCAAUUCGGGAGGGAAUGCUUGUGGACCACCGGCCAAGGUUCGUGGCUCGUUAAUUUAUAGAAAUGGUCACCCCAUCGUAGACGACGAGAACAAUUUCCCUGACGGCAGCGAAGUUACCUUUAACUGCAUAGAAAGUAUUAUGGGAGAGAAAACUACAUGGAAAAUUAUAUGCGAGGAUGGAAGCUGGAUAGGAAGGUCGCUUAAUUGUGACACAGAUGAUAUUGCUGGAACACAGAUUAUAAACAACAACAGUACUUGCAUCUUUAGAAAUCAGGAACCCAACGUUAUAUCAUUUUUUAACGAUCAACAAAUUCGGGAAGAAGUGGUCGAGUUUCCUGCAGGAGCCAUUCUGAUUAGUCGGUGCGUGGAUAUAGGAAAAUUUGCCAUGAUAGGUCCAAAUAAACGAAGAUGCAUGGGAGGAGAGUGGGAUGGAGUAAAGCCCGCCUGUUUUGGUCUCAACCAAGCUAACGAUUAUUCCAUGGAGAAACCACCGACGAUUCUUUUUAGGCACCAAUUAGGACCUAUAGCGCAAUCAAAUGAAGGAAAGUUGAUUGUGUAUCCAGGAACUAUCCUGCAUAUGGAGUGUUUAUGGAUACGGCGAUUUGGUAAUCCAAAGUGGACUAUUAGCCACGAUUAUCGAAAAUACCCAGAGGGAUGGAGUACAGAUCCAGGACGAGAUCCACAACUCGAAUACAGAUUAUCUAUCUUUCAUGCAUCCAAAGAUGACUCUGGUUUGUUUACGUGCGUCACUCCUGCUCGUUACACCCACUCUGUAGAAAUCGAAGUAAAAGCUAUUCAUUGCCCAGUUGUUCCCCAAAGAAGAGGACUGACAGUUAACACACAGAGUACAAAAAUGAACACUAGACUUAAAUUUUCCUGCAUUAAUGGAAAUGCUUUGAUAGGAGCUCCAGAAGUAGUAUGUUUACCUUCAGGAAAUUGGAGCUCGCCCUUCCCUAUAUGUGAAAGUAUUGAAUGUGGUGAAGUUGGUGUAGUGCUUAGUGAUCAUUUGAAAGUGCUUGUUGUAUCUAGAGAAGUAGGAGGGAGAGCAAUUUUCAGCUGUGACUCGGGUUUCGGGCUUAGAGGCCCUGCUGAGACAAUCUGCCAGGCUAGUGGUGAUUGGGCGACACCGUUUCCCACUUGCGAAGAGGUACAUUGCGACAAUCCAAAUGCUCCUGAAAAUGGAUAUAUUCAAGGAACUGGUCCCUACAAAGCGGGAGAUGUGGUGCAGAUCAAUUGUAAUCCAGAUUAUAUGAUGGAAGGGCAACCGAUUAUAGCUUGCCAAGAAAAUUCUAGAUGGUCUGGAAAGAUGCCAAAGUGUAAGUUAUCGAUAAUUCCAUAG